UAUGUACUUUCGUUAUUAGUCAUAUUAUUUAUAAUGAUAUCUAAUUUGUUUACUUUAUUCAUAAAAAGCGCAAACGAACGAUCCAUGUAAUUUUACGAACAGGAAUAUUUGUUCCAGUUGCCCAAUUUUGCGCUUGUCUUGUCCCACUGUUGGCAAAAAAUCAAGGGAUCUGAAUUUUUAGUCAGCUUUAAAAUUUGAUGUGAUGCACUAGUUUCGAACAUAAAUAUGCACUUGAUCUUAGUUUUUGCAGGAUUACUCUUAGCUACACAUUCAGGUAGUGGAUUGGAAUGUUAUACUUGCAGUAGUCAUGUUGGAAUCACAAAUUCGAUGAAUGAUUGUGAAAGGUUUAACUCUUACGAAAAUCAUCGAAAGUCAUUUUGUCAACCUGGAGAACAAGUUUGUGCUAAGCAUAUUGUAAACCAUGAUGGCGUGACUUGGGUGCAUCGCUCUUGUCGACCAUACGAUGUUUGCGAUGUUCUCAGCCAAAUGUACCGGAAUGGCAGAGAUCAACUUUUGGAAUGUUCCACUUGCUCUGAUCGGAAUUUGUGUAAUUCAUCUUUUAUGUAUUCAGCAUCUACAGCUGUAACAAUGUUUUUAUUUAUUUUAGCGAUUUACUAGCUGAAACCGUAUAAAUUUGGUUAUUGUUAAUAAAAUUGAUUUGGUAGUUUAGAUUUAUUACGCUAUAAUACACUAAGGUUAGGUUAAUUAGCAAGAAAACAUAUUUUUUCGUAACCGUUUUAAGUAAAGCUAUGUAAACCCAAGUGCAUUUACGGUUUUACAGAGAAUAACAAAUUGAUCUUGCGAUACACACACUUUUUACUUGAAUUGAGAAUAAUAUUAAGUAGGUACUUAAAGAACAUGUCACAACUCGUUUUUUUUGUCAUUUUGGGAGCAACUUAGGAUUUGUUGGAUUGGAAUAAUACAUGGAAAUCAGAUUCAAUAUA
This is a messenger RNA of Dendroctonus ponderosae (mountain pine beetle), 944 nucleotides long. RefSeq lists its product as uncharacterized. Bases 226 to 618 code for a protein of 130 amino acids. Gene Ontology annotation, biological process: sleep; positive regulation of voltage-gated potassium channel activity; regulation of synaptic transmission, cholinergic. Lineage: Eukaryota; Metazoa; Arthropoda; Insecta; Coleoptera; Curculionidae. The transcript is spliced from 3 exons. The record is from RefSeq and is a predicted model, not a curated record.